Dendroctonus ponderosae (mountain pine beetle) is the source of this 3196-nucleotide messenger RNA. Its product is annotated as solute carrier family 12 member 9. Gene Ontology annotation, cellular component: membrane. The coding region runs from base 165 to 2849 and encodes 894 amino acids. NCBI's taxonomy places the organism in Eukaryota, Metazoa, Arthropoda, Insecta, Coleoptera, Curculionidae. The record is from RefSeq and is a predicted model, not a curated record. Gene Ontology annotation, molecular function: potassium:chloride symporter activity. Gene Ontology annotation, biological process: chloride transmembrane transport; potassium ion homeostasis; cell volume homeostasis. The transcript is spliced from 14 exons.
GCAACUUUGAAGUUUUUUUAUUGUGUUUAUCUUUGUGGCAUCUGAGUAUUUGCUAGCCCAGCAGUUUGUCUAUUUGCCCUAAUGGGAAAAUGUGAAAUGGCAUUCAGCCAAUAAGGAAGCUGACAUUACGCUCACACAGGUUUUAAAUUAAAGCGCCUGAGAGAAUGCUGGCCUCUUCACAAGGCUCCACUAACACAGUGGACAAAACGCCCCUGUUUCAAAGCAAUAGUGCAUCAGUGAUGAGAAAAAUCUCUGGAAUUUUCACGAAAAACCAGCCAGAAAGUUCAGGCAACUCGGGGUCCAGUUAUGUGGAAUUGGGCACGAUUACUGAGGAAUCCAGCAGCAAGACUUUGGGGGCUUUUGCUGGCGUGUUUGCGCCCGUUAGUUUGUCGAUGUUUUCAGCGCUGAUUUUUUUGCGAAUGGGAUACAUUGUGGGAAAUGCAGGCUUACUAGUAACGUUGUUACAAUUUGCAAUCGCUUAUGCCAUUCUGUUCUUCACCGUAACAUCAGUGUGUGCUAUAUCGACCAAUGGGGCAGUAGAAGGAGGUGGUGUAUACUUUAUGAUCAGUCGCACUUUGGGGCCCGAAUUUGGGGGCUCAAUCGGAACUUUGUUCUUUUUAGCCAAUAUGGUAAGCAGUGCUCUAUGCAUUUCUGGCUGUGUUGAAGGGUUAGUCGACAAUUUUGGACCGUCAGGAUAUUUCGUAAAAAAUAUUGUCCAUGAUGGACGAUGGUGGCAGUUUUUGUAUUGCACUAUUUUGAAUCUGGUAAACUUGAUCAUAUGCUUGAUUGGGGCGUCAAUGUUUGCAAAAACUACGGUUUUUGUUUUGGCAAUUGUGUGCGUUUGUUUGGGAAUUACCUUUUUUACAUUCUUUUAUCAAGGAAUGAUGCAGGUUGCAAUUCCCGCUUCGAACACGUUCCUUCACAACAUAACUUCAUUAGCAUACACCGGCUUAAAUUCCUCCACCUUAGACAGUAACGUUUUUGAGCACUAUGGGAUUGAUUACACAGCGAAGGGCCAACUGGUUACGUUCGCCACCGUUUUUGGAGUAUUGUUUUCGGGCGUUACUGGAAUCAUGGCUGGAGCCAAUUUGAGCGGAGAAUUAAAACAUCCUGGCAAAUCCAUACCCAGAGGAACUUUGUCCGCUAUAGGAUUCACCUUAGUUAUUUAUCUGUCGAUGUCCCUUUUGGUUGCCGCAACGAGCACUACCGAACUAUUGCAGAACAAUUACUUAUUUCUGGCGGGAGUCAGUGUUUUUGCGCCCAGUGUUGCUGUUGGACUGUUUACAGCCACUUGGUCUGCCGCUCUAAGCAAUGUUAUUGGUGGCUCUCGAGUUUUGGAGGCGCUGGCCAAAGAUCAAAUUUUCGGUUCAAUUUUGGCUUUUGUCACCAAAGGCACUUGGAAAGGCAACCCGGUGGUUGCCGUUUUGGUGUCCGCUCUAAUUGUUCAAUUGGUGCUUCUGAUUGGCUCUCUUAAUGCAAUAGCGCAACUCAAUUCGGUGCUAUUUUUGCUCAGCUACUUGGCGACAAAUCUAGCUUGUUUAGGACUGGAACUAGCCGGCGCUCCCAAUUUCAGGCCUUCUUUUGCUUACUUUACUUGGCACACGGCGCUAAUAGGGCUGAUGGGAACGCUCAUAAUGAUGUUUGUUAUCAACCCGAUAUAUGCAGCAUGCAGUAUUCUCAUGUGUGUGCUCCUAGUGAUAGUGUUGCAUAUAUUUUCCCCGUCGAAGGGGGCUGAUUGGGGCAGCAUAUCCCAAGCUUUGAUUUUCCAUCAGGUGCGCAAGUAUCUGCUGUUAUUAGAUUCGCGGAAGGAUCACGUAAAAUUCUGGCGACCGCAAGUGUUGCUUCUAGUGAACAGUCCCAGAUCGGCGUGUCCUUUGAUAGAUUUCAUAAACGGCCUCAAAAAGGGCGGGCUGUAUGUGUUGGGGCACGUAGUGAAGGGAGAAUUCAAUCAGGGGGCGGAUCCCACUUUGGGCAUGACACUGAAUUGGCUCAAUUUGGUGGACCAUUUAAAAGUGAAGGCCUUUAUUGAGCUAACCAUUGCCAAAACCGUUCGAGAGGGUUUGCAGCAUUUGGUCCGCUUGAGUGGAAUGGGAGCAAUGAAGCCAAACACUAUCGUAUUGGGAUUUCUAGACCAACAACCACCCACAGAUUUUCUUUUAGAACAAGAAUCGCCUUAUUAUAACGCAGAGUUCGAAGAUCAUGUGUUUAGUCUUGACGCUCCAAGCAGCUCCUUGGAGCCGUUGGAAUACGUUCAAAUGAUGAGGGAUGUGCUGAGAAUGGAAAAGAAUUUGUGCCUUUGUAGAAACUUUGCCAACCUGAACACCGAUCUUAGAAUCGUUAAAACGAAGUCGUACAUUGAUGUAUGGCCGGUGAAUUUUUUGAGUCCGGGCGACGAAGACGCCUUUAAUAACACGUCCCUGUUCAUGAUGCAACUGGCUUGUAUCGUCAAUAUGGUCCCGCUCUGGAGCAAACUGAAGCUGAGAAUAUGCAUGUGCGAUGAAACUAGGACCAGUUACUUUCAAACAAACUCCUCUGGACAAAAUCGAAUUGAUCGGCUAAAAGUCCUGCUGAAAGAGCUACGAAUUGAUGCCGAUAUAUUUUCGGUGACUGAAUGGGGGAGUGUAAUUGAGUCGCACGGAUCUAACAUGGAAACGUACGUAAAAAGCGUUAAUAAUUUGAUUAUCAACCAAACGGACGAGACUGCAGUGACUUUUAUCUAUCUUCCACCUCCUCCUUUGGACGAUAACGACAUCGCAUCCUAUUAUAAUAGUUUGGAGGUUUUAUCGCGAAAUUUGCCUCCAACUAUUUACGUGCAUGGUGUGAAGAAAGUUACAUCGACUGCAUUAUAAUAAAUUAUCCUCAUGUGUGUAUGUUUGAAUCGACCGACAUGUACAUGACAAAACACAGGAUAGUUGGAUGAUUUUAUCCAGAAUGAUGCAAUUGUUUUCUUUUGGAAUUAGUUGGAUUGUUCCGCUAUUUCCAUCCGGUAUACAUGCAAACGUUGUUUACAUUCUAGGGCUUAAGGACGUAUUUUUAGUAGAUAUUUUUUAUAUUAUUAUUAAGUCUACCAAUGAUGCCUUAAAGUAUAUAGACCUGUGAUUUAUUAAAUUAGAUAUUAUUUUGUAUUCAAAUGUAUGUACCUAUUCUUUUUAUAAAUAAACAUUUUUAUGUCCUAUUAUAGUGGCAAUGAAACAUU